Messenger RNA from Mytilus californianus (California mussel), 417 nucleotides. RefSeq names its product acetylcholine receptor subunit delta-like. The coding region runs from base 1 to 417 and encodes 138 amino acids. Gene Ontology annotation, biological process: nervous system process; regulation of membrane potential; monoatomic ion transmembrane transport. Gene Ontology annotation, cellular component: synapse; membrane; neuron projection. The record is from RefSeq and is a predicted model, not a curated record. Gene Ontology annotation, molecular function: transmembrane signaling receptor activity; monoatomic ion channel activity; neurotransmitter receptor activity. The transcript is spliced from 2 exons. NCBI's taxonomy places the organism in Eukaryota, Metazoa, Mollusca, Bivalvia, Mytilida, Mytilidae.
AUGGCAAACGAAAUACGCAUUAUUUGUUUACUGUUGACUAUAAGCAAUAGUUUUUGUCAAACUUCAGAUGAUGCUAAGAAUCUGUUCACCGAAUUAUUCAUUAAUAAAAGUUACAAUAAACAAGUUAGAGUGGGAGGAUACGUAGAAAAUAGUUUGUGGGCAAUAACUUCAACUUCGGUGCAGAUAAACAGGAUAUUAGGUAGCCAUGAGAUUGUUUUCACAAUUAAUCUACGCCGUAAACCUACGUAUUACAUAGUCAAUAUUAUUAUACCUUUAAUAUUCCUGAGCAUUCUUAAUUCCAUAGUAUUCAUUAAUCCUGCCGAUGCUGUCGAGAAAAUGUCUUAUUCAGUUACUGUCUUUUUGUCGUUCGCGGUAUAUUGUACAAUAAUAAAAGCCCAACUACCCGUCAAUUCAUAA